Cyanistes caeruleus (blue tit) is the source of this 1991-nucleotide messenger RNA. It is a transcript of the gene GPR61, whose product is annotated as G protein-coupled receptor 61. Gene Ontology annotation, biological process: G protein-coupled receptor signaling pathway. Gene Ontology annotation, molecular function: G protein-coupled receptor activity. Lineage: Eukaryota; Metazoa; Chordata; Aves; Passeriformes; Paridae. Gene Ontology annotation, cellular component: signaling receptor complex; plasma membrane; endosome. The record is from RefSeq and is a predicted model, not a curated record.
CCAAGGAUGUGACCCUCUGGCGAUGCCCGGCUGCGCCGUACUCGCCGCCAGGCCGGCGGCACAGGAUGGAGCCCUUCCUGCCCUCCCCGUGGGGCUGGAAUGGCUCUAGAGGGGGGUCCCGGCCCCCCAACAGCACUGCCGAGGCCAAGCCCAAGGACGUGGCCUCCAAGUCUGUGGGGCUGUUCUUCAUGGUGCUGCUGGACCUCACGGCCAUCGUGGGCAACGCCGCCGUCAUGACGGUCAUCGCGAAGACGCCGGCGCUCCGCAAGUUCGUCUUCGUGUUCCACCUGUGCCUGGUGGAUUUCCUGGCUGCCCUCACGCUGAUGCCGCUGGAGAUGCUGUCGGGCUCAGCCGUGUUCGAGAGCCCGGGGCUGGGCGAGGCCGUGUGCCGCGUGUACCUGUUCCUCAGCGUGUGCCUCACCUCCAUGUGCAUCCUCUCCAUCUCGACCGUCAACGUGGAGCGCUACUACUACGUGGUGCACCCUCUGCGCUACGAGGUGCGGAUGACCGCGGGGCUGGUGGCCGGAGUGCUGGCUGGCGUGUGGCUCAAGGCCGUGGCCACCUCGCUGGUGCCCGUGCUGGGCUGGUUGUCCCCCGACCGCCCGCCAGCGCCCGGCGCUCACGGCUGCUCCUUGCAGUGGAGCCGUGGGCCAUCCUGCAAGGUCUUUGUGGUCUUCUUCGCCGCCUUCUACUUCGUCCUGCCCCUCCUCAUCAUCAUCGUGGUCUACUGUGGCAUGUUCAAGGUGGCACGGGUGGCAGCCAUGCACCACGGCCCGCCACCCACCUGGAUGGAGACGCCGCGCCGGCGCUCAGCGUCGCUCAGCAGCCGCUCCACCAUGGUCACCACCUCGGGGGCUCCUCGGACCACCCCGCAGAGGAUGUUUGGCGGGGGCAAGGCGGCUGCCGUGCUGCUGGCCGUGGGUGGCCAGUUCCUCUUCUGCUGGUUGCCCUACUUCUCCUUCCAGCUGUACACAGCUCUGAGCACUCGGCCCUUGGCCGGGCCGGCGGCUGAGACUGUGGUCACCUGGCUGGGGUUCUGCUGCUUCACCUCCAACCCCUUCUUCUACGGCUGCCUCAACCGGCAGAUCCGCGGGGAGCUCGGCCGGCUCCUCACCUGCUUCUUCAAGCAGCCCCCCGAGGAGGACCUGCGGCUGCCAAGCCGGGAGGGCUCCAUCGAGGAGAACUUUCUACAGUUCCUCCAGAGCACUGGGCGCCCACCAGAGCCCCCCAGCUCCGAGCGGGACCUGCCCCCUGUGGAUUUCCGCAUCCCGGGGCAGAUUGAGGAGGAGGCGGCGGAGGGGAUGGAGUGGGGUGGGGAGAACGGGGUGUUCAUGCCCGUGACGGGCUCUGCCAAAGCGGGGCUGUAGCGUUUGGGCAGGUCGGGGUAAAUGUGGCUGUGAGGGGACAGAUGGUCAUAGUGACUCGUUGAGGGGGGGCUUUGUCACCACCACGGAGGGUUGGAGGUCCCACUGGGCUGGGGGUACACAUUGCCACGGAGGGUGGGGGGUUCCUCAAUGCAGCCACAGGGAAUUGGGGGUCCCACAACGCCCACUGGGGUGAUGGGGUGGGGACUCCUUGCUGCAGCCAUGGAGAGUUGGGGGUCCCAUGGCACUUGCUGGAAGUGGGAGUGAUUCUCACUGCUGUGCGGGGUUGGGGGUCCCACAGCACUCGUUGGGUUAGGGGGGGGUGUCUGUCACCACAGCGGGGGAUUGGGGGUCCUACGACUCUUGCUGAUGUGUGUGGGGUCCUUAUUGUGCCGGGGGACUGCGGGUCCCACCACGCUCAUCGGGGUGUGGGAGGCUCCUCAUUGCUGCCAUCGCGGGUGACUGCGGCGGGUCCCACGACCCUCCUUGGGCUGAUGUGCUGGGGGGUCAGCACUGCAGGAAUUGGGGGUCCUGUGGCACCACCGCGGCUGGGGGGCACAAGCCCAGUGAUGGGCCAGGGAUAAGAGUGGGGGGCUCGUGUUUUGGGUUUGGGGUGGCCCCUCUACA